Pochonia chlamydosporia 170 is the source of this 318-nucleotide messenger RNA. Its product is annotated as phosphopantetheine attachment site domain-containing protein. Gene Ontology annotation, cellular component: cytosol. The coding region runs from base 1 to 318 and encodes 105 amino acids. Gene Ontology annotation, biological process: fatty acid biosynthetic process; lipid A biosynthetic process. The transcript has 4 exons. Lineage: Eukaryota; Fungi; Ascomycota; Sordariomycetes; Hypocreales; Clavicipitaceae. The record is from RefSeq and is a predicted model, not a curated record. Gene Ontology annotation, molecular function: acyl carrier activity; acyl binding.
AUGCAGCUCACUUCGAUCAUUGCUGUUGCGGUUGUCGCCGCUCAGGGGUUAGUUCAGGGUGCUACGAUUUGUGAGAGAGUGAAGAACAUUGUCGGGGAGCAACUAGGUGUGGCAAUGGAGAGAGUCACGGACAACGCUGCGUUUGUGGAGGAUCUUGGGGCGGAUGCUCUGGAUGUGGUUGAGCUCAUUGUGGCAUUUGAAGAAGCAUUCAACACCAAAAUCCCUGUUGAAGCAGCUAGGGGGAUCAAUACUGUUCAAUCAGCCUGUAACUACAUUAAGCUGCAUCAGGCUACGCAAAACUCCCCGAUUGGAUGCUAA